This is a messenger RNA of Momordica charantia (bitter melon), 1668 nucleotides long. The record is from RefSeq and is a predicted model, not a curated record. Lineage: Eukaryota; Viridiplantae; Streptophyta; Magnoliopsida; Cucurbitales; Cucurbitaceae.
UUAAUUUAACUAUUUUUUUCUCAAAAAUACUUUUAGGAUGAGGUGGAAAUGAAAAUUCCAAGCUGAGUUGUAUUUGAUGACGUGGCAUCCAGGUGGGAAGUUCUCUUCUAUCUAGGAGAUGCUUCUGAUUCCCACUGCUUCUCCGCUGCUGUUUCCUAAUUCCGGCGAUGCAGUGAUUGCCGGAGCUUCCCAAAAUGAUCGCCGGCGCCAUAACGAAUGGAUCCCACGCUGCUACUGCUGCUGCUGCUCUCUCUUCCCUUCAAUCUUCAGCCCCGAUAUGGUUUCCUUCUCGUCCAUGCGGCGUUCGUCUCGAUUCCUCUCAAACUUCACGCCGCCUCCAUGUCCUUGCCAUGGCUCUUAAGCGGAGUCCUAAGCGCCUCAAGUACUCUACUCCACGCUUCACCAAGGAAGGGAGCUUGGUAUAUGUCAAAGCCGACCCAUCUGGAGAGGAUAGCUGGAAAUUAGAACCUGUUGUAGAUCUUCUACAAGAAGGGGCAGUUGGGGUUAUUCCAACGGAUACAGUGUAUGGAAUAGUUUGUGACUUGAAGAACCCCUCAGCCAUUGAACGAAUGCGAAGGAUCAAGAAUAUAGAGCCUUUAAAGCCUCUUAGCAUUUUGUGCCACUCUUUCCGGGACGUCGAUAAAUAUACUACAGGGUUUCCCCGUGGUGAUGGGCAAGGCCAUUCCAAUAUAUUUCGCAUGGUUAAGCAUUGUCUACCUGGACCAUAUACCUUCAUCUUAACUGCAAGCAAAGAACUGCCUAAACCAUGUAUAAGGUUUGGCACGACCACUGCAAAAUAUGCAUCAAGGAAGAACGUUGGUGUGCGUAUUCCUGAUGAUAUCAUAUGUCAAGCAAUACUGGAAAAAAUGGAUUCCCCAUUGAUAUCCACAAGUGUGAAAUGCCCAAAGGAAAAUGAAUGGUUGCUCGAUCCAGUUGUCAUUGCCGAUAUCUAUGGACAAGAGGGUCUGGAUUUUGUGGUGGACGGUGGAGUCAGAGUGGCAGAUCCAUCCACUGUAGUAGAUAUGACCAUCACUCCUCCAAAGAUUUUGAGGCAAGGGAAGAGGUUCGAGCAAAAACCAACCGAGGGUGUGAUGGUAUCAUAAAAGUAUUGACGAUUAGCAAAUGGUUUAAAGUUAAGGCUGAUGGUGUUGUGAGGAUAUUUGAUGGCACACGAAAUAUGGUGACAUGGCAAAAAGAAGAUACUCCUUGUUGCACAGGAUCCUGUCAAGCGCGAGGGUGUGAUGUGUCUCUUCCUCAUCCUGCCAUGUGUUCGUUCCUACAUGUCGGUACCGUGUUUGCCCAAUGCACUUACUCAAGUUAGAGAUGGCCAGAUGGGGUCUGACUAUCAGGUUCAACUUAAGAUUUGUUGCUUACAUUUCCUAAUAAGCUUCCUGGCAUUUACAUGGGGUGAAGUAAUCAUGGCAUCUAGCAUAUCACUUCAGCCGCUCGGUCUCUUGAAAUUAGAUGUUCUGGUAAAAUACAUUUUUGGUUAUGAGAUUUGGAGCUAGUUACUAUUUUGGUCCCUGAAUUUAAAAAACCAUCAUUUUUUGGUCACUGACAUUUAAGUUUAGUUUCAAUUUAGUCCUUGAAGUUUCUAAAGUGACAUGUGUAGUCCCUGAAGUUUGAGUUUGAAUUCUAAUUGGUCCCUGAGUUAAGUUGAUCGUUAGU